Sipha flava (yellow sugarcane aphid) is the source of this 1221-nucleotide messenger RNA. It is a transcript of the gene puml, whose product is annotated as protein ABHD4. Bases 85 to 1149 code for a protein of 354 amino acids. The transcript has 7 exons. The record is from RefSeq and is a predicted model, not a curated record. NCBI's taxonomy places the organism in Eukaryota, Metazoa, Arthropoda, Insecta, Hemiptera, Aphididae. Gene Ontology annotation, cellular component: lipid droplet.
AUAUUUAUAUCUCUAAAAAUAAGAAAUAUAAAUGUUACUGCCAGUUUUAAAAUAUUUUUUUUAUAAAAUUAAAGUGUCUUAACAAUGACACAAGUAAACGAUUUGGAAGCUUCUUCAGUAUACAGAGGGUGUUUAUUUUGGAGUUGGUUUUCUUGGAGUUCAAUGUCGUGGAAAUUUUUACAAGAAGCUGAGCGAAAAUUAUUAUCGUAUGUUCAAUCUCCUUACCGAACACGGUAUGUUAACCUAGGACCUGUUGUUGAACAAGAAGAUAAAAUAUGGACAUUAGAAGUAAACAAUGAAAAACAUGAAACGCCCAUUGUUUUAUUACAUGGUUUUGGUGCUGGUAUUGGACUUUGGUGUAUGAAUGUUGAUAAAAUAUCUAAUAAUCGUAGACCUGUGUAUGCUAUGGAUCUAUUGGGAUUUGGUCGUAGCUCAAGACCAAAAUUUAGUACAGACCCUGAACAAAUUGAACAACAAUAUGUAAACGCUAUAGAAAAAUGGAGAUCAGAGAUUAAACUUGACAAAUUCAUUUUAUUAGGACAUAGUUUUGGAGGAUAUUUAGCUACUGCUUAUUCUAUACAUCACCCUGAAAGGGUUCACCAUUUAAUACUUGCUGAUCCAUGGGGAUUUCCAGAGGAAAACAAAAACAUUAAAAGCAAAAUUCCUUGGUGGGCUAAAGGAAUAUUUUAUGCACUUAAAUCAUUAAAUCCACUAUGGCCAGUAAGAUUUGUAGGGCCUUAUGGUCAAUGGUUAGUAACAAAUUUGCGAUCUGAUAUAUUAAAAAAAUAUGAACCAGUACUUGGAGAACAAACCACUGUAGUCGGGGAAUAUAUUUUUCAAUGUAAUUCUCAACGUGCAACAGGCGAGAGUGCAUUUACUACCUUAGUAACUGGCUUUGGAUGGGCAAAAAACCCAAUGAUUAACCGCAUUCAUCAUUUAGAUAAAAGAAUACCUAUUACAUUUAUUUAUGGACAAAAUACUUGGAUGGAUAAAAGUAUUGGUGAAAUGGUUAAAAAAGAUGUACAAAAUUGUGUACAGAUUAAGAUAAUUCCUAAUGCUGGCCAUCAUGUUUUUGCUGACCAACAUGAAGAAUUCAAUAAUCUAGUUGAUAGAAUUUGUCAAGAAAAGGUGAUUGAAACUGAAGAAUAAUGCAAUUAAACUUUGUAAAAUACAGUUCAAAUGAUACAAUUUAAUAUUUAUACACAUACAUUACAUUAUUAA